GCAAGGAGGAAAAUAUCGGUUCCAAAAUGCAGGAAACUAUUGAGUAAUUUUGCAGGUAACCAAGCAUGAAGAAAAUCAGCCCAGUAAAUCUUGAUAAACUUUUAGAGGACUUCUCACAUAUAGAAAUGAAAAUAUCAGAACUUCAUGGAAAAAGUAAUCUUCUGACUCUUCAGUUGGAUAAAACAAACAGGUUGCUGAAAAUGAGCCAAUCAGAGGAAGAGGCCGCUAAAGAAGAAUGUGCUGUGCUCCAGAAUGUGAUUAAAGGUCUUCAGCAAACUAUAGAAAACCAGUGUAAUCUGAGAGAUGAAAAUGAGAAGCUUAAGAGCACAGUCUGUAUUUUGGAAGAAAAAUUGAAGAUCCAUGAACAGGAACAUAAGAAUACGGUUGAAAGACUUCUAAAAGAAAUUGAAACCAAGGAAGAAGAACACAAGCUUGAACAAAGACAGUUUCACUGUGACAUGAACAAAAAAAUUGAAACAAGUGAAGAAGAACAUAAGCAACUAAUGGAAAGGAAAGAGCUGGAGAUUUUGGAACUAACUAGUCAGCUGAAAGCUCAAGAAAAGCAAAAAGAGAAUGAGAUAAUCAAAUUACAAAUAGAGUUCCACGCAAAACUGUUAAAGCUUCAGUCCAAAGCACCCAAGCCAUCUCCAAAUCCUACACCAUCACCUCAGAACAUCUUCAGAAGGAAGCUUCAGCAUCUUCAAGAAGAAAAGAACAAGGAAAUUGAAUUUCUCCGUAAUACCAUCAAAGACUUAGAACACAGACUUAGAACAAGUCAAGAUUCCCACCUCAAACGGAGAGAGUUUUGA
Messenger RNA from Varanus komodoensis (Komodo dragon), 809 nucleotides. It is a transcript of the gene CCDC152, whose product is annotated as coiled-coil domain containing 152. NCBI's taxonomy places the organism in Eukaryota, Metazoa, Chordata, Lepidosauria, Squamata, Varanidae. The record is from RefSeq and is a predicted model, not a curated record. Bases 66 to 809 code for a protein of 247 amino acids. The transcript is spliced from 9 exons.